Molecule: messenger RNA, 572 nt
Organism: Drosophila subpulchrella
Lineage: Eukaryota; Metazoa; Arthropoda; Insecta; Diptera; Drosophilidae
Exons: 1
Coding region: 7-381 (124 amino acids)
Source: RefSeq, a predicted model, not a curated record
AAAAUUAUGUGCACUAAUCUGAGCAACUUGUUUGCCUGCAUAAGGGCCCAGGGCAAUUCGGAUGCGGACGCAACUACCACAUCCCAUCAGCGGCAUAACGAGGAUGUGGACGAUGAAGCGCCCGGUUCCCGAUGGGAUCUGCAGCAGCAGAUCCAAAGGGUGCAUGUCCUCCACAAGGAGGAAAAUAAAUCCGUAGCGCAGCAACACGCACUUUCACUUACGCUUCCAGUUGUGCCUCCUUUGAAAGGAUGCAAUUGGCCCCCAUCACGAGACGUACGGGUCUCUCACGAAGCCCUGGAACGCUACGAUCAGAUUUUCGAAAGUCCUACCGAUGUACCCGCAGCAUUUGUUUCGGACAGAAAUAUUCCCGGUCAGUUCUAGGCCAAUGAAAUCAUAAAUCGUAAAUCAUAUCAAACUUGGAAUUUUAUUUAAAAAAAGAGUAAAAUUUGAUAAUUGGUAAGAAAUAUAUUUUUGGAAAUCGAACGAAAAAAUGACUAAACUAGUCGAAGCUACAGUGACUCUUAUAAAUAAAUUAAUCUAAAAGAAUGGCGAUAGUGGUAUGCCAUGGCUCG